AUCUACGACCGCAUUCGGUCCGUUUCCCGCGCUCAGUGCCUCGCUUGUCGCUAUCAGCGAACGGGCUAGUGUAUACGCGAAAAAUACGAUCGAGAUUUGGGCAAAGUCCUGUUAAAAAUCAUUCAUAAUAACAUUAACGACUCACAAAUUAACAUUUCCAUUAAUUGUAAAAAGCCCAGUGCUCAGUCAAUGCAAUUGUGAUUUUGGUGAAAGUGAACUUUCUAAAGAAUGUAAUUAUUGAGAUGUGGACCUCAGUGAAUACUCGACGGCCUACAUGAACAUAAGGGCUGGGGUAAUGCAAGGAGACAUAACAAAGUUAUGUGUGCUAGUCGCUACACUGGCACUGGGCAAAGUAUGGGGCGGAGGUUUGUGUGAGCGGGGGCGUAGCUUUUGGGACCAGAAGAACCAGGCCUGCACCCCGUGCACGCACUGUGACCCAACCCUGCGCCUCGUUGUCAAAUACCCAUGUGAAGUGUACCGGGAUACCAUCUGCCAGUCCAUCUACGAACUAGGGAUAUGGCCCUUCGAAAGCGCUCAGGGUGAUACUAAAGACAAUGACGUCAGUGAUGACGAAUACUACGAGUACACGGAUUAUGAUAGUGAAGUGAGUAAAGAUAGCGAUGGUGAAGUGACGUGGGACCUACAGACUACCAGUUUGACCCUGGCCGCGAGUGGAUGUGUCGUUUUCUUUCUCGUGGUGCUAGUAAUGUCACUGUACCAUGCCAAGCAAUGGAAGGUAAUAAAACGGGCGCUUAAAUCAGAUGUUCAAGACCUCACUGCUAAGCUAAAGCUCAUGGAGUCCGGUGGAGACGCGCCUGCGGAACCCGUAGUUACUACUGAUCAUCACUUAUACUGUAAUAUUCACUUAGGAAAAGAAGCUCUGCUUGGUACAACACCAACCAAAAAAGGCACGGGCAACGUGUACACACAAGAGAAGCAUCCGUCUUGAUUAAAUACCACCGAAUCAACUAAUUUAGUUAACUGUACAUACAAACCGCAGUCAACAUGUAAAAUUAUUUUAUUUUUGUAAAAUGACCUCGCAUAUGAAGCACAAAACAAAACUAUAUUUUCAUAUACAAAUUUUAUCUUAUUAGUAUCGUUUUUUUUUCGAAAUCUAUACCUUCGAAUUCAUAAGCAGUCGCUAAUCAUAGUGAUCUGCUAAUCACCUAUCCGCACAUACAAAAUAUUUGUUUAUAGAAAUAAUGUAGCGCACAUUCUGGGGCGGGACGCGACCGCGUCUGACGCGCGGGCGUUCUCCAAAUAGAUUCGACCGAGCUUCGUCGAGAACACAACUAUUAUGAACCAGACCAUUAACAACUUUAUUGGUAUCAAUUUUAAAGUCUGUUUUUAUCAAUCAGUUGGUGUUUAGCAUUCAGCAAGCGCGGAAGGAAGUUAUUUCUCAGCGUUCAUUCCGCGCAUCCACACCUGGCACUGUUUUCCAUAGCACGCUCGGGUUUUAUGGUAUUUUGAUAGCUAAUGUCCGGUGUAAGAGUUAUGAAUAAAACAACAACAAUACUUUUUAGACUUUAUAUUAUUACCAAUAGGUACGCGAACUUACCUCAGUUUACAUGACUAAGGAAAAUAAUUGUCGUUUUGUAUCAUUAAAUUACAUUAAAACUACAACAUAAAACAAACCUUACAUAUCAAAAAGAAUAAUUUACUAUAACAAAGUUACAGCACGUAAGGAAAAGUAGCUUUGAAUUUUGUUUAUAUCCUUACUGUGUAAUAUUUUGUCUCAAAAAAUUCUAUUGAAUAAUAUCAAUAUCAACAUUGGUACCGUGAGCUAUUUUUUGUAAUAUUUUUUCUAGUAAGCUGUGUAAUGUUUUUAAUAUUUAUAAAAACAAUUUCGGAUAUAACGAGAAACUAAAACAUGUAAUGUUUUCAGCUGUUCUUUUAUUAAGAAACCAUUACCAAACUGGGCUGAUAUAAUUACCAUAUACAUUUAACAUAUGAUAUGUCAAAACGACAACAGAGGUAAAAUAUUAAUCUAAACUUUUAAAGGACACACAUGAGGGAAACAACAAUAAAAUACCAUAAUAUAUUAAGAAAACCAUUUAUAUUCUGUACAAAAAAAAUAAGUUAAAUAUUUGGUUGGAAAGUGUAAAACUGAUAAAAGAAAUAAAUCAGGUGUUUAAAAAAUUCUUCUAAUUUACGGAGACUAUAGUUAUACAUAAAUUAACGUAAUCUGAAAGUUAAAUCAAAGCUUCACAUUGUAUUAUUAAGCAUCUCAUGUCUAAAAAUUAGACAUUACGCACUGUGGACCGUAAUGGCUACUCGAUUCCUUAGACUGUGACUGUCAUAGUCGAAUACUAAAAUGCUAUUUUUGAUGAAACUAAAGAACGACUAAACUAAAGUCGAUUGGUGGUAAGGCCUUUAGUGAAUCCGCAUGGGUAGGUACCAUCACCCUGCCUAUUUCUGCCGUGAAGCAGUAAUGCGGUAUGAAGGGUGGGGCAACUGCGGUAACUAUACUGAG
Messenger RNA from Bombyx mandarina (wild silkworm), 2473 nucleotides. RefSeq names its product Tumor necrosis factor receptor superfamily member wengen (gene wgn). The record is from RefSeq and is a predicted model, not a curated record. Gene Ontology annotation, molecular function: protein binding. NCBI's taxonomy places the organism in Eukaryota, Metazoa, Arthropoda, Insecta, Lepidoptera, Bombycidae.